This is a messenger RNA of Cavia porcellus (domestic guinea pig), 2872 nucleotides long. RefSeq names its product ALG1 chitobiosyldiphosphodolichol beta-mannosyltransferase (gene Alg1). NCBI's taxonomy places the organism in Eukaryota, Metazoa, Chordata, Mammalia, Rodentia, Caviidae. Gene Ontology annotation, cellular component: endoplasmic reticulum. The record is from RefSeq and is a predicted model, not a curated record. Gene Ontology annotation, molecular function: mannosyltransferase activity. The transcript is spliced from 13 exons. The coding region runs from base 12 to 1406 and encodes 464 amino acids.
GGCGGGCCAAGAUGGCGGCGUCCUGUGUGGCUCUGCUCUUUCUGUCCCUGUUUCUACCGCUACUGCUGCUGGGCGGGUGGAAGCGCUGGCAGCGUGGGCGCGCGGCUCGGCACGUAGUGGUCGUGGUGUUGGGCGACGUGGGCCGCAGCCCCCGUAUGCAGUAUCACGCGCUGUCGUUGGCUAAGUGCGGUUUCUCCGUGACUCUGCUGGGGUUCUGCAACUCCAAACCCCACAAUGAACUCUUGGAGAGUGACAGGAUUCAAAUUGUGAAGUUGACCGAAUUUCAGAGUCUUGCAGUUGGGCCCCGGGUUCUCCGGUAUGGGAUCAAAGUUGUAUUUCAAGCAGUGUACUUGCUGUGGAAGUUAAUGUGGCAGGAGCCAUCAACCUACAUCUUUCUCCAGAAUCCUCCAGGCCUGCCGAGCAUUUCUGUCUGCUGGCUGGUGGGCUGCCUGUGCGGAAGCAAAUUGGUCAUUGACUGGCACAACUAUGGCUACUCCAUCAUGGGCCUGGUGCAUGGUGUGACACACCCAAUUGUCCUGCUCGCCAAGUGGUAUGAGAAGCUCUUUGGGCGCUUAUCCCAUUUGAAUCUAUGUGUGACCAAUGCUAUGCGGGAAGACCUGGCGGAGAACUGGCGCAUCAGGGCGGUGACACUCUACGACAAGCCAGCGUCUUUUUUUAAGGAGACACCCCUGGACUUGCAGCACGAACUCUUCAUGAAGCUGGGUCGCACCCACUCUCUGUUUAGGGCCUGCUUGGAGCCCUCAGACCCAACCACAGAGAGGUCAGCCUUCACUGAGCGGGAUGCUCAGACCAGGGUGGUGACUCGUCUUUGCAGGCGGCCAGCACUGCUGGUCAGCAGCACAAGCUGGACAGAAGACGAGGACUUCUCUAUCCUGCUGGCAGCAUUGGAAAAGUUUGAACAAGUGGCAUCUGAUGGAGACAGCCUUCCUUCUUUAGUCUGUGUGAUAACAGGCAGAGGGCCGCUGAAGGAACACUACACCCGCCUCAUCAGCCAGAAGCGGUUCCAGCGCAUCCAGGUCUGCACCCCAUGGCUGGAGGCUGAGGACUACCCCCUGCUUCUAGGGUCUGCAGACCUGGGCGUCUGUCUGCACAAGUCCUCCAGUGGUCUGGACCUGCCCAUGAAGGUGGUGGACAUGUUCGGGUGCUGCUUGCCUGUGUGUGCUGUGAACUUCAAAUGUUUGCAUGAGCUAGUGAAACAUGGAGAAAAUGGCCUGGUCUUCGAGGACGCGGAGGAACUGGCAUCUCAGCUGCAGAUGCUUUUAUCCAAGUUUCCUGAUCCCGCUGGCAAACUAAACCAGUUCCGGAAGAACCUCCGAGAAUCAGAGCAGCUUCGAUGGGAUGAGAGCUGGCAGCGGACUGUGCUGCCUUUGGUUAUGGACUCGUGAUCCCAUGCCCCUGAGUGGGUUUUGCUGGAUGGUGGAGGUGCAGCUCCCUCUUGUUCACCCAGAAGAUGUGAGGGCCUCCCCUGUGCACCCUCCCCUGCAGCCGUCCUUUCUUUUUUGAGCAGCACUCCCUUCAGUGGUAGAAGCCAGAGGACUGCAAUGGGUGCUGCCUGGGGAGGGACCAGGAGACUGACUGGUCCACUGUGGUCUCUUUAGGUGCUGAAACUACUCCCUUCUUCUGUUCUGAUUGUAUUGUUUUUUUGUUACUUCUUGGGAUCCUUCCACCUUCUUUUUAUGUCUUUUUUUUUUGUCUUCUCUCCCAGCUAUUGUGUCCCUGCAGCCCCAACACCUCCCUGGAAACAGUCCCUCUGCUCUAAGACAGCAAGACAGCACAUAUUGUCUUGGCUUAGUGAGGGGCUGAGUGCUCAGGCUGGGGAAUUACACUUGAUAAAUACAUAGUUUUAUUCCUACAAACAAAACACUUGCCUUUGAGCCAAACUGUGUUCCUCAUGGGUAGUGGUUAUGAACUAGAACUGGACAGAAAGGGGGUACCUAUACACUUAGUUUGUACUUCAUUAGAAUGGGUUGGGGUUCCUCAUUUGGAAUUUAACAUUGUUCAGACACUCAAGUACAAUGAAAGUUUUAUCAGCUUUCAUACAUGAAAAACUUCCCACAAUACAGAUUUAUUUUUCAUAAUAAUCGUCCAGACUGUUGGUGAGACCUACAGUAUGAGUUUCAGGAUAGAUGUCUCUAAGUACUCUUCAUAUGGGAACAGCUUCUGCUCACGAGGAGGCACCACUUCCCACUGGAUCCUGGCCUGGCCUGGAAACACAGCACAUGUGUCUGACGAUGGAGGUGGUGUUGGGGACAAGGCAGGCAUCUAUCAGUACAGGGGAGGUAGGACGGGCUGUGGGUGUGUCUGAGUUGGUUUGCUUGGUUCAUAGAUUUCUAGGCCCACCUUGAUGCCCAGAGGCAGCUCCAGGGUAGGACCAGGACAAUAGCAGUGACAUCCAGGUGUGGCCCCAUGCCCACCCUGCCUGUCCAGGGUCCUUACUGCUCUCUUAUCUCUCUGUCAGUCAGUUGGCACAGGAGGAGAGGAGCUGAGAAGUGAACCUUAUCUGCCUGACACCUUUGCCAGCGCUCUUCCUGAAGGCCAGAAGGGCUCCUGUCAUCUAUGCACACAGGCUGGGGAGCUUCUCACCAGGAUGGUUUCCUAAUACAGUUUCUGUUACAGAUGAAGGGUUAGCAUUUAUAAAAAUGAGAUAGUGUAGUAUGGUCCCACCAUCCAAGUGUAACUUGGUGUAUAUUCUAGACAUUGCCUCAGGUCUAGGAACAUGAAGAAAAAUUGGUUUUUCUGCAGUGCUGGGGAUUGGAGCCAGGGCCUUGUGCCUGCUAGACAAGUGUUGUGCUGCUGAUCUACACUCCUACUCCCACAGAAACACAGUGAAUAAAUAUAAGCUUAUUUGUGC